Molecule: messenger RNA, 807 nt
Organism: Stereum hirsutum FP-91666 SS1
Lineage: Eukaryota; Fungi; Basidiomycota; Agaricomycetes; Russulales; Stereaceae
Gene: APO5/CPO5
Product: Cloroperoxidase
Exons: 5
Coding region: 1-807 (268 amino acids)
Molecular function (GO): peroxidase activity
Source: RefSeq, a predicted model, not a curated record
AUGGCCUUCCACGGCUUAGUGAGGGACGACUCUAGCGGUAGUGCGCCUGUGACUCCCGGGUUCAACUUCAGUAACUACCCGUUUAUGGCUCCUGGUCCGAAUGAUAUGAGGUCCCCCUGCCCUGGUUUGAAUGCGCUAGCCAACCAUGGAAUCCUUCCUAGGAACGGGAGUAACAUCACGACGAAUAUGAUCCUUCAGGCUGCUGUCGAUGCGUAUAAUGUGCAACCUCACGUGCUUUCCUUAGCAGCGAAGAUUGGUAUGCUCGUCAGCGCCGAGAGCGACACCCUCUCCCUCGACGAUAUCAAUAUGCACGAAAACAUCGAACACGAUGCUUCCACCUCCCGCGGCGACUACUACUUCGGCGACAACCACUCAUUCAACGAGACCAUCUUCCAAACACUCGUCAAUGUCUCUGACCAAAACCUCGACACCUACAACGGUACCACGGCUGGACAGUCCCAGAAAGCGCGGCUGGAGGACUCGAUUGCGAGGAACCCGGAGUUGAUCAACACAAACAAGGAGUUCACGAUCAGGACGAGAGAGAGUUCGCUCUAUUUAGCGGUUAUGGGUAAUGCGUCGACCGGGAUUGCCCCGAAGGAAUACGUCAACAUCUUCUUCCGCGAGGAUCGCCUCCCCAUCGAGGAAGGCUGGAAGCGCUCAGACGUCCCCAUCACCAGUACCCUCCUCGAUGCCAUCGCCCAAGAGAUAAAGGCAGCGUCGGAGUGGCCGGGAUCGAACUCGAACUGUUCCCAAUUGGUGAUCUCGCCCAACGGAAUCACGCAGAACUUGAACAACACUCUGAACUGA